AUGUCGACAGAGAACGAGAGAGAGACUCAAGUCUACUUGGCGAAGCUCGCUGAACAAGCCGAGCGUUAUGAUGAAAUGGUUGAGAGCAUGAAAAAGGUCGCAAAACUAGACGUUGAACUGUCGGUGGAUGAGAGAAACCUGCUGUCGGUGGGGUACAAGAACGUUAUUGGCGCUCGACGAGCUUCGUGGCGUAUCAUGUCCUCGAUCGAACAGAAGGAAGAAUCCAAGGGAAAUGAGAACAAUGUGAGGCUGAUAAGGGGCUACCGACAGAAGGUGGAGGAUGAGUUGUCAAAGAUUUGCCAUGACAUCCUUUCUGUCAUCGACAAGCACCUGAUUCCAUCCUCUGGUUCGGGGGAGGCUACUGUUUUUUACUACAAGAUGAAAGGUGAUUACUAUCGCUACCUGGCUGAGUUCAAGGCUGAUCAGGAAAAGAAAGAGGCAGCCGAAGAGUCUCUCAAGGGCUAUGAGGCUGCUUCAGCUACUGCAAAUACAGAUCUUCCCUCUACUCAUCCUAUCCGUCUUGGUCUUGCUUUGAACUUCUCGGUGUUCUACUAUGAGAUCAUGAAUUCUCCUGAAAGAGCUUGCCAUUUGGCUAAACGAGCAUUUGAUGAGGCCAUCUCUGAGUUGGAUACUUUGAGUGAAGAGUCUUACAAAGACAGCACUUUGAUUAUGCAAUUGUUGAGAGAUAAUCUCACUCUCUGGACCUCCGAUUUGCCUGAAGAUGGUGAGGAGGGCAUCAAGGCCGAGGAAUCAAAACCGGCACAACCUGAGAACUAA
Messenger RNA from Striga hermonthica, 777 nucleotides. Lineage: Eukaryota; Viridiplantae; Streptophyta; Magnoliopsida; Lamiales; Orobanchaceae. The record is from the annotation of a GenBank genome assembly.